AUGCUGAAAACAGCGAAAGCAUUUUCAGCAGUGGAAAAGUUAAUGGAGACCCUAGGCAGCAUUGAUCCAUCUGCACUCUGUGGUUCUUUGGAUAAUUAUGGAAGCAGUGGAGGGAGCAGCAUUAUGGAUACAUCCACCAGUAACCUGGGUAGCUCCAUCACCGCUUGUAAGAAGGUACUGUGCACCAAUCGUCCAGCUGAGUCAUUAGACUACUGGCUACAGAACCCCAAGAACCUGUGCCAGAUUGUGCUGGCAGAAGAGAAGUCAGAAGCCCACUGCACAUCUAUUUGCUUUGUAAAUCUCAGUGUUACCAAUAAGGAUCCAAGUCAGGAAGACUUACAGAAGAAGUUGGUGGAUGUCUCACCUGACCUACCUAAGCUGAUGAGUUCUGUGAAGGCCCAGGAACUGAAAGAGAAUGAGAUUGUAUUGCUUAGUGGACUAUCAACCGGGAGACUAUGUCACGGAACUGAAUCACCACAAGCGCCCUGGUCGGGUGAAGUCUGCCUGCUGCAGUGUGCAAAGACUUCAAGCGAAAGCACUUCCUGCUGUAUCAUCUUGGAGCUGAAUAAGUUCCUUCUAGGACUGGAGCUGGUGCAGGAGAAUCGUCUGCUGCCCAGCUCUUCCCCAUUACGUGCCGAGGAUGACACCAACUGUUCUGUGUCCUCUAUUGAGGAGGAUUUUCUGACGGCUUCUGAGCAACUGGAGGAGGACAGUGAUGAGGAGAACUACAGAAUUGACUCUUCAGAUAAUAACAAGAAAAUUAGACAAAAAGGAGAUGAAAAUAUUGAGAGCAAAAAGAGCAAAGUGACACUGGCUAGAAAAGCAGAGCAUUUAAGGAGGGGACAAGCAGUUGCUGAGAAUUAUGAAAUACAGGUGGAGACCACAGGAGUGGAGUCAAAUAGUGAGAAGCACCUACAAGGAACAGAGUUAGGGUAUCAUUCUCAUUUGAGGAGAUCAUCUCUUGGGAAAAUAGCUUAUGAAAGCAAACAGUGUAUUGUUGAAGUUGACAAGUCUUUCACUGAAAUGUGCAAAAUACAAGAUAAGGAAAGUCAAGAAAAAAAUGAUACCACGGAAACUUCUGAUGACCCAGCAACUACUGGCCAAUAUGCCACAAAUCUAGCAGAGUGUGUAUUGCAAGAUGCUUUUAUCAGACUGUCUCAGUCAGAGUCAACUUUCACCAAGGAGGCUGCUGUUAGUAUCUCAGCUAAUAACUCACUGCUAUCUGAGGCAGUAUCCAAAGAUGUUCCUGUAGCUUCCCGCUUAUGGAAUGAACUGCCCAAAAUUGUUAUUGUGCAGAGCCCAGACAGCUACGACAAUCCCACAGAUUGGACAGAAGAAUCCCACUGGCCAGUGCAAGAGAGCUUCCAGAAUGUAUCUAAACCUUGGCAAGAAGAGGACAAGUCUCUGGGCCAUACACAGAGCACUUUGGAAGUGGCCUUAGCUUGUGCUGCUUCAGUGAUUGGAACAAUAUCCAGUCCUCAUACGGCUGAGAGAAUAAAGAUGGAACAAGAGGGAUGUCUCCAAAUGGUAGAGAACGUAACUAGCGAGCAACAUCUUACUGAAAUACCAGGUUUCCAGGGCAUUUGUCUUAAGUCAGAGUAUUCAGUGCCAUCUGCAUUGUGUGGAAUGACUCAGGUGGCAAGUGCAGUAGCUGUGUGCGGGUUAGGAGAACAGAAACAAAUCUCUCAUCCUACCACAUCCAGUGGACUUUUGGCAGUUGCUGAUGCUUCAGCAGCAAUUACACUACACUGCAGUAUUGCACUGGGGAGUAGCAUGGAAAAACUGAAAGAAAGCAUUGCAAAGGUUUUGCUUAAGGAAGCAUCAGUGGUAUUGACCAGCCCCAGCGCCUAUAAGAAUGUUGGAGAGUUUAUAGAAUGUAUAAAUGAGAGGAUUAUAGAUAGUGUAAGCUCUUCCAAACUGGCACAGGUGGAAGAUGUUGUUACAGAUGAUCUAGCUCAUAAUCUGUCAGAUGCCAUUUUGAGACAUUCUGCAGAGGAAGCUAACCGGAGACUGGACAGAACAGACAAUCAGAACAGUACCAAGUCACAAAGUGCCUUUGUGGCAGCCACCACCAAUCUGUUAUUCAAUGUAAUGCAUUUCACCUGUCAAAAAAUGAGAGACCUUGCCCUGUCUGGAGAGCUCCCUUAUGACUAUCAAGAUGAGAAUAACAGAUCUACAGAUUCUGGGAGUGGUGAAAGUCAGCUGGACGACUUAACUGAUUUGACACUUUCUCCCCAGUCUUUGGUAAAGUGGAAUGGAAACCAAAUCUUCAAUACCAGCACUGAGCUGAAACACAAAUCUAAUGUAAAAAAUCUUUCACAAAUUGAAUUUACGGAGGGUAGUGCCUUUGCAACAGACUUGUGUUGCAGUAACAUCAGUGAAACACCACUGCAUCUUAGAACAACCUGUAGUAAACAACAGAAAAAAAGGGAAAGCUAUAGACUCCACCAUAAUGAAUACAAGACCUCCCCUGCCAGGGAAUCUAGUUUAACUUCAGACGACUGCAAAUCUAUUUUCCAAAGCCAAGGAUCCAUGGAACUAGGGGUAAAUUCAGGGAGCCAGGAAAAGCUUAUUUAUGAAGCACAUUUAUCCAAGGACUUCCCAAUGAAUUUGUCAUCAUUAAGUAGUUACAUGUUACAUCCAACUCAGGCUGUGGUUCCAGUGAAAUUGUUAGCAAAUAAUUACUUUUUAACAGACUUUGCAGAUGAUUUAGCUGAAACAGUUGUAUCUAUGGCCACUGAAAUGGCUGCCAUUUGUUUGGAUAAUUCAUGUGGAAAGCAGCCAUGGUUUUGUGCUUGGAAAAAUGGAAGUGAGUUCCUGGUAACACCAAGCAGAACUUUGAAGCGAAAGAAAGAAGCUGCCUCUGGUGGAGCAGUAGUAAGAAGACACAGACCCCCUCGGCUCAGUGAAAUCAAAAAGAAAACGGAUGAGCACCCUGAGCUGAAGGAACGGCUUAUGAACAGAGUUGUAGAUGAAUCUAUAAAUCUUGAAGAUGCACCUGAUUCUGUCAGCUCAUUUGCUAAUGAAGUAGCUUCAAGAAUCAUGAAUCUAACAGAGUCAUCUGUUGCAGAUGCACUGUGGCAAGGACAAAAUAUUUCACGAAACCGCUUGCACUGUGAAAGGUGGAAUAGAGGCAAAGCAUCUAGUUACGAGAGUAUCCCUGAGGAAGAUUCAGAUACUAAGAAUCUGAUCAAUACACUGGGCCCUGGGAACCUUUUAGGACAACCAUGCAGCAGGACAAGUUCAGUUUCCAAGCAGUCAAGUUGUGAAAGCAUAACAGAUGAGUUUUCAAGGUUCAUGGUAAACCAAAUGGAAAAUGAGGGAAGGGAAUUUGAGCUUCUGCUGGACUAUUAUGCUGGAAAGAAUGCAAAUAAUAUCAUUAACUGUGCAAUGCAACAGAUUUCCAGGAGAAACAGCCAUUUAAAUGUUAAAACUAGCUGCUUGUCCAAACAGUCAAGCACAGAGAGCAUAACAGAGGAAUUUUACCGGUAUAUGCUGAAGGAAAUAGACAAAGAAAACAAAGACAUAUCAAGCAGAAAGACUGCAGAGUGGACAAACAGUUUAAUGCCUCCUAACCACCGUGUACCAUUCUGUUUUCGUCAAUCUUCCAUGCCCUGUAAUAAAACUUCAAGUGCACGUUUAACCGUGAACACUCCAAUCAAAGCAAACUCUCUUGAUGGGUUUGCAAGGAGUAAUUCUCGUGAUUUCCUCCAAUUACAACCUGUCAGUGCCAUUUCAUCUUCAAACCUCUGUAAGUCAGACUCGUGCCUCUACCAAAGAUGCCAUACAGAUCAAGCAACUGAUAUGUUAAUACAUGAGACAUGGUCCAGCUCUAUUGAGGCACUGAUGCGUAAAAACAAGAUUAUAACAUGCAGCAGUGAAGAAGGGGAUGUAGAUAUAUCACCAAAUGGAUCACCAGCACAUGUGGACAGUUAUGCAAAUAGGUUGGCUGCAGAUAUUGUUAAUAGUGGUAAAUCACUGGUUGUUCUCAACCAAGAUUCUUUUGACAGCAAAAACAAAGGAAGCUUUAAUAAUAAAAGCACAACAAAAAGUCAGUGCAAAGCCACUGCUAGGCAAGAACUCAAAAGUGAAUCUUUAAACAAACCAGUUCUACAGCAUGGUUUAUCUUCUGCCCCUAGGAAAGUACCUCUAAUUCAGAUAGAAACAGAACAAAGAGAAGAGAUAAAGAAACUGGAUAAAGAAAAUACUAUAAACAUGACCUUACCAGAGGACAAUGAGUGUUCAAAUCAAGAUAAGGAAGUUAAUGUCUCUACUGCAAGAGUCAGAACUGUGCAGAGAAGAAGCUGGCACGAUCCUGAUAUAUCAUCACCAGAGGAAAAAACAAGGUCUGUGCUUAUUACUCCACUAAGUAGCAGUGAAGACAGUACAGGCAGUUGGUCACAUCUGGUAAAUGAGGAUGAAAACCCAGAAGACACCAGCAGUUUCCUACAACUGAGUGAGCGAUCCAUGAGUAAUAGUAACAGCAGCACCAUCAGUAGCGUAGGAGGUGUGGACCUUGAGAUAUACCAGGAAGUUAUUUCACCUGCAAUGACUGCUGAUAGAAAAGAGGAGGAAAAACAUUUGACCAAAGAAACGCAAGAAAAUCCAGAUGAGUGCACAUCUGGGUUAUCAGUGGGCACAAUCAGCUGCCAGCAGGAAGUAUCUAUCAUCAACAUUGACCUGGAGCCAGACUGCACGGAUUCUGAGCUUAGAAUUACUCUGCAGUGGAUUGCAGCAUCUGAGUUGGGAAUUCCUGCUGUCUACUUCAAGAAACUUCAGCAGCACAAAAUAAAAAAGUUCCUUGAAGUCACACGUUUAGUACAAGCAAAAUCCUGGAAAGUGGGGGAUAUUUUCAGCGCCUUGAUUCUUCACCGCAAGAUUCAGGAGCAGGGCGAAGAGAAACUUCACAGCUUUUUUGAUUGGCUGCUGGAACUUGGAUAAGGGGCAUCUGAAGCUAGCAACAUGGAAUAAUCUCUUUGUAAA
Molecule: messenger RNA, 4983 nt
Organism: Bombina bombina (fire-bellied toad)
Lineage: Eukaryota; Metazoa; Chordata; Amphibia; Anura; Bombinatoridae
Gene: SPHKAP
Product: SPHK1 interactor, AKAP domain containing
Exons: 12
Coding region: 1-4941 (1646 amino acids)
Cellular component (GO): cytoplasm
Molecular function (GO): protein kinase A binding
Source: RefSeq, a predicted model, not a curated record